AAACGGGUAGUUGGCAACGCGACUCUCCGCCACAGUGUGACUGUCAAAGCAAAGCGAUAAAAAAAAGUUGUCUCCGCAUUAAGAGCUCACAGGAAUAUUUUCCAGCAUUUCGAAAAUAUGAUAAGGGCACCGAUAGUCAAGGCGCUGGGCGCUCUGGGCUCGCCCACACACCAGAUUGCCAGCCGGGCGGUGCGCACCAGCGCCAUAAUGGCCCAGACGCCGGCGAAGGCGCCCGAGAAGAUCGAGGUCUUUGUGGACGACAUUCCCGUGCAGGUGGCCCCCGGCACCACCGUUCUCCAGGCUGCUGCCCAGAUUGGCGUGGAGAUUCCCAGAUUCUGCUACCACGAGCGGUUGGCGGUGGCCGGCAACUGCCGCAUGUGCCUGGUGGAGGUGGAGAAGAGUCCCAAGCCGGUGGCCGCAUGCGCCAUGCCCGUGAUGAAGGGGUGGCGCAUCAAGACCAACUCCGAUCUGACCCGCAAGGCACGCGAGGGCGUCAUGGAGUUCCUGCUGAUGAACCAUCCGCUCGACUGCCCCAUUUGCGACCAGGGCGGCGAGUGCGACCUGCAGGACCAGGCCAUGGCUUUCGGUUCCGAUCGUUCCCGCUUCACGGACAUUAACUACACUGGCAAGCGCGCCGUGGAGGAUAAGGACAUUGGACCCCUGGUGAAGACCAUCAUGACACGUUGCAUCCACUGCACCCGUUGCGUGCGUUUUGCCUCUGAGAUUGCCGGUGUUGAUGAUCUGGGCACCACUGGCCGUGGCAACGACAUGCAAAUCGGAACCUACGUGGAGAAGCUCUUCCUCACCGAGCUGUCUGGCAACGUGAUCGAUCUGUGCCCCGUGGGAGCUCUUACCAACAAGCCGUACAGCUUCGUGGCCCGUCCCUGGGAGAUCCGCAAGGUGAGCAGCAUCGACGUCCUGGACGCCGUCGGCAGCAACAUUGUGGUCAGCACCCGCACCAACGAAGUUCUGCGUAUCCUGCCCCGCGAGAACGAGGAUGUCAACGAGGAGUGGCUGGCCGACAAGUCGCGCUUCGCCUGCGACGGUCUGAAGCGCCAGCGCCUGGUGGCUCCGAUGGUGCGCAUGCCCAAUGGCGAACUCCAGGCUGUGGAGUGGGAAGGUGCCUUGAUUGCCGUUGCCAAGGCUGUCAAGAAGGCCGGCGGACAAGUGGCUGGCAUCUCCGGUCAGCUGGCCGAUGUAGAGGCUCAAGUGGCGCUCAAGGAUCUGAUCAACAAGCUGGGCAGCGAAGCUGUGGCCACCGAGCAGGGCUUCAUCGAAGGCGGCACCGAUUCUCGUGCCAAUUACCUGCUGAACAGCACCAUUGCCGGUCUGGAGGAGGCCGAUGCCGUGCUCCUAAUCGGUACCAAUCCCCGCUAUGAGGCUCCUCUAGUCAACACCCGUCUCCGCAAGGCGUAUGUCCACAACGAGCUGCAGAUCGCCUCGAUCGGACCCAAUAUCGAUCUGUCUUACGAGCAUGAGAACCUCGGCGCCGAUGCCGCUUUGAUCAAGGAUGUCUGCUCUGGCUCGCACGCCUUCUCCAAGGUCCUGGAAGGUGCCAAGAAACCGGCCAUCAUCAUUGGUGCUGAGCUGCUGGAGCGUCCCGAUGGUGCCGCCAUCCAUGCUACCGUCGCCGAGUACUGCAAGAAACUAAAGAAGGGGGAUUGGAAUGCAUUCAACGUGCUGCAGACCAACGCCGCCCAGGUUGGCGCUUUCGAUGUGGGCUACAAGGCUGGCGUUCAGGCUGCCCUGAAGUCCCAGCCCAAGGUGCUCUUCCUGCUGAACGCUGACGCCGGCAAGGUGACCCGUGAUCAGCUUCCCAAGGACUGCUUUGUGGUGUACAUUGGAUCGCACGGUGACAACGGAGCCUCCAUCGCCGAUGCCGUUCUGCCCGGAGCCGCCUAUACGGAGAAACAGGCCAUCUUUGUAAACACUGAGGGCAGGCCACAACAGACAUUGGCUGGUGUCUCUCCUCCAGGCAUGGCCCGUGAGGACUGGAAGAUCCUGCGCGCCCUGUCCGAGGUUGUUGGUACGCCCCUGGGUUACGAUAAUCUGGAUGAGCUGCGCACACGGCUUGAGGAUGUGGCGCCGCACCUUCGUCGCUUGGGACAACUGGAGAAGGCUAGUGAUGCCGGCAGUGCCAGCGCUCCCAGCAAAUCCAUCGGCGGCGGCCCCAUCGAUGUGAAGCUGAAGGAACUGAAGGAUUACUUCAUGACCGAUGCCAUUUCACGCGCCUCGCCCACCAUGGCCAAGUGUAUAUCGGCGGUCAACAAACAGCAGAGGGAUAACGAGGCCAAGGUGGCCGCGGCCGUCUAAACUACUAACUAAUUAAUGUUUUUUUUUAAACUCUGCUCUUCGAUCUUUGCCCCCUCCACUUACUCGCGAACGGACAACAGACAGACAGCUGGCGGCACAUGAGCAGGAUGAGCGGUUGCAGGAGCUGGAAGUGGACCGGAAGCUGGAGCAGGUCCAGCGUCAGCACCAGCUUCUUGGCGCCCAGUUAAAUGUAAAUGAAAAUGUCUUUGGAGUUGUUCAAAACAAAAGAAGUUAUUCACUACGAAAAAUAGGAAAACAAAAUAAAAAUGUAAUAGUAAAUAUA
Drosophila bipectinata is the source of this 2596-nucleotide messenger RNA. It is a transcript of the gene ND-75, whose product is annotated as NADH dehydrogenase (ubiquinone) 75 kDa subunit. The record is from RefSeq and is a predicted model, not a curated record. Gene Ontology annotation, molecular function: NADH dehydrogenase (ubiquinone) activity; iron-sulfur cluster binding. Gene Ontology annotation, cellular component: membrane. Gene Ontology annotation, biological process: ATP synthesis coupled electron transport; cellular respiration. Lineage: Eukaryota; Metazoa; Arthropoda; Insecta; Diptera; Drosophilidae.